UACAGAUUUGUGUGGCAAAUAUGCAUGACAGCAGACGCUUAACCGCUAAGCUUCCCUUUCUCAACGAAUCCUUCUCUCUCUCUCUCUCUCUCUCACUCCUAUAUACAUACAUAAGGAGACAACCCCCCCUUAAACACAAGCCCCAAAGAACCAAACUUGCGAUUGUGUUUGUUAUCACACGAUGGUAGAAGAAGGUGUGGGCUUGAACAAUCUACCCGAAGGGUGCAUAGCAAAUGUUCUUUCCUUCAUAACUCCUCGUGAAGUCUGCAGACUCUCCUUGGUUUCAUCCACCUUCAGAUCCGCCGCUGAAUCUGACGCUGUCUGGGAUAAAUUCUUACCCUCCGAUUGCAGCACCAUCGUUUCCCACUUUUCCUCCUUAUCUAUCCAUUCUAAGAAGGACCUCUAUCUCUAUCUCUCCCAAAAGCCCCUCCUCAUAGACGACGGUAAAAAGAGUUUUCAACUGGAUAAAGUAUACGGGAAAAAAUGCUACAUGUUAUCGGCGAGGAGCCUUUUCAUUGUAUGGGGAGACACUCCAAGGUAUUGGAAAUGGAUUUCUCUUCCAGAGGCCAGGUUUUCUGAGGUGGCUGAACUUGUGAGUGUGUGUUGGUUGGAAAUUAGGGCCUGGAUGAACACUGGCAUGCUGUCCCCAACAACGUUGUAUGGGGCAUACCUUGUGUUUAAGCCAAGCCGUGCUGGAACCUACGGCUUCGAAUACCAAUCAGUUGAAGUGUGUGUUGGAAUUGGUGAAAGUGAUACUUGCAAGCGAACCGUUUUCUUGGAUCCUGAAAGAGAACGGAGGCUAAGGUAUCAGAUUGUUCCUCGCCGUGUAUUCAAUCGUGCACGGUUUAUGGUUGAGGCGCAAGCAGCACCUGUUAUGGAAAAUAAUAAUAGUAAUAGUAAUGUUGAUCUUGAGUAUCCGAAGCAGAGAGGAGAUGGGUGGUUGGAGGUGGAAUUGGGAGAGUUCUUCAACGAAGGAGGAGAGGACAAGGACUUGGAAAUGGGUGUUUAUGAGAUCAAGAGUGGUGAUUGGAAGGGUGGCAUUGUUGUUCAAGGAAUCGAAAUAAGGCCCAAGACUAAUCCCCUAAAUUAAAUCGCUGUUUCUGUUUUGCUCAUAUUAGUACGACGUAGUUCUUCAAUUGUUGUUCAUUUUUUGAAGCUUCCCAAAUUGUUGCCACUCUAUGAAUAAUGUGUGUUGUUUGGAUCCAUUCCAGGAUUUUCAUGUCAGUUUAUGUCCUCCUUGUAUCUAUGUCCUCACUCAUGAGCACCAAUUACGGGGGAAGAUAUACUUAAAGAGCCUGAUUCUCUAAACUAAAGAGAUUU
Abrus precatorius (Indian licorice) is the source of this 1320-nucleotide messenger RNA. Its product is annotated as putative F-box protein PP2-B12. Gene Ontology annotation, molecular function: protein binding. The coding region runs from base 182 to 1090 and encodes 302 amino acids. The transcript has 3 exons. The record is from RefSeq and is a predicted model, not a curated record. Lineage: Eukaryota; Viridiplantae; Streptophyta; Magnoliopsida; Fabales; Fabaceae.